Molecule: messenger RNA, 2043 nt
Organism: Prunus mume (Japanese apricot)
Lineage: Eukaryota; Viridiplantae; Streptophyta; Magnoliopsida; Rosales; Rosaceae
Product: dynamin-related protein 4C-like
Cellular component (GO): membrane; microtubule; cytoplasm
Molecular function (GO): microtubule binding; GTPase activity; GTP binding
Source: RefSeq, a predicted model, not a curated record
AUGGUAGGAGGAAAGCAAGCUACUGCCUCCAAGAGAAAACCAAGUGCUGCAAUUUUAAAUGGUGAGGGCUCAGUUGCACUGGUUCCGGUAUCACAAGAUGCGGUACCUAUCAACUGUGCUCCUAUUGUGUCAUCCUACAACGACAAAAUCCGUCCCCUCCUCGAUGCGGUUGACAAGCUCCGUAACUUGAUGGUAAUAGAUGAAGGCAUUCAGCUCCCAACAAUUGUGGUGGUUGGGGACCAAUCAUCUGGAAAAUCCAGUGUCCUCGAAUCUUUGGCUGGCAUCAGCCUCCCUCGGGGUCAAGGUAUCUGCACAAGGGUACCUCUGAUAAUGAGGCUGCAGCACCACUCAAGCCCUCAGCCAGAGCUUUCAUUGGAGUACAAUGGCAGAAUUGAUCCUACUGAUGAAGACAACAUCUCCGACGAUAUUGUUAAGGCAACUAAUGCUAUUGCAGGGGGAGGGAAGGGAAUUUCUAACACCCCAUUGACGCUGUUAGUGAAGAAAAAUGGUGUUCCUGAUUUGACUAUGGUGGAUUUGCCUGGGAUCACUAGGGUCCCAGUUCAUGGUCAGCCUGAAAAUAUUUAUGACCAGAUCAAAGACAUGAUCAUGGAGUAUAUAAAGCCAGAGGAGAGUAUCAUUUUGAAUGUGUUGUCUGCAAGUGUUGAUUUUGCUACCUGUGAAUCGAUUCGAAUGUCGCAGAGUGUGGAUAAGACUGGGGAAAGGACGCUGGCUGUGGUUACGAAAGCUGACAAGGCACCUGAAGGACUUCUUGAGAAGGUUACUGGCGAUGACGUCAACAUUGGACUUGGUUAUGUCUGUGUGAGGAAUCGCAUUGGAGAUGAAACGUAUGAAGAGGCACUGGCCAUUGCUCAUGAAUUAUUUCAGUCUCAUUCUCUGCUGUCGAAGAUCAACAAAUCUAUUGUCGGUAUUCCAGUUUUGGCGCAAAAGUUGGUGCAAAUUCAAGCUAACAGCAUCGCAAGAAACUUGCCGGAAAUUGUGAAGAAGAUUAAUGACAAGCUGAAUUGCUGCCUUUCUGAACUGAAUACAAUGCCAAAGAGUCUUUCGUCUGUUGCUGAGGCAAUGACUGCUUUCAUGCAGAUCAUUGGCAUGGCUAAAGAAUCUCUUAGGAAGAUUCUUCUGAGAGGAGAAUUUGAAGAGUACCCUGAAGACAGGCGCAUGCAUUGCACUGCUAGAUUGGUUGAGAUGCUCAAUCAGUACUCAGAUGCACUUCACAAAUGUGAUGAAAGUGACCCUAAGAUGAACUUCUUGGUUGAAGAGAUCAAGAUAUUGGAGGAAGCAAAAGGUAUAGCUCUUCCAAAUUUUCUUCCUCGCAAUGCUUUUCUUACUAUCUUGCAGGGAAAGGUGAGGGGAAUUUCGAGCAUACCAAUUGGGUUUGUGGAGCAGGUGUGGAGUUAUGUUGAGGAAGUGGUUAUUUCUGUGUUGAUGCGGCAGUCAGAAAAUUAUUAUCAGCUUCAACUAUCAGCGAGGCGUGCUGGACAUAAUCUGAUGGCUAAGAUGAAGGAAAGGUCGAUAAAGUGGAUGAAGGAAAUUGUGGACAUGGAGAAGCUUGCGGAUUAUACAUGUGAUCCGGAGUAUGCUACUGAAUGGAACAGGCUGAUGUCUCAUCAGAAUGCUUUCAUAGAUGGGGUGUUAAAUGAUGAGAAACGCCCUUCUGUUGUAGCUAUAGAAGGUAUUGGGGAAGUGGAGGUUCGUGUUUUGAGGCAGUUCCCUCAUGUAUUAGGUCAAGCUUUUGAUCUGAAAAUGAGGAUGACUGCUUAUUGGAAGGUUGUUUUAAGGAGGUUUGUUGACUGUAUGGCGCUGCAUUUGCAGCUGUCUGUAUCCAACCUGGUGAACAAGGAAAUUGAAGCUGAGAUUGUUAAUGAGUUGAUGGGUCCUUACGGUGGUGGCAUUGAGAGAAUGUUAGAGGAGUCGCCGGCUGUAGCGGUGAAGCGUGAGAAACUUAAUAAGAGUAUCAAGAAGUUGAGAGACUCCAAGGAGGUUGUAGCGAAGAUCAUGGACAGCAUCAAUUCUUAUGGCGAUUAA